Epithele typhae is the source of this 1797-nucleotide messenger RNA. RefSeq lists its product as uncharacterized. Bases 1 to 1797 code for a protein of 598 amino acids. The record is from RefSeq and is a predicted model, not a curated record. The transcript is spliced from 5 exons. Lineage: Eukaryota; Fungi; Basidiomycota; Agaricomycetes; Polyporales; Epitheliaceae.
AUGUCGAAAGUCUUCGUCGCCACCGUUUUGCUGUGGGACACCCCGCAAGCUCGUUUUCUUGGUUUCGCGCAACAUCAGCCCCAGAACCAAGCACACACGUUGGAACCCUUGUUCGAAAACACUCUGGUGGUGGCGCGGGAUGGCGAACCAAAGUUUUGGGAUGUAGAGUGUGAUAUCAACAUUUGGGAGACCGACGAAUGCCUUGUGGACCACACAAUGUCAAUGAUGGGACGAGCCUGGAAGACCCGGUGUCAAACACUCAGUCGAAGCGAAAUAGAAGACCAUGCGAAACUGCUAUUACCGACCCAUUCGUUCUCAAAGAUUACGAACGCUAGGUACCUUGUUGCCGUCAUAACUUCGCGUGAGUCGCGUGCAAAACACGUCAAUGAAGCUCUCUUCGACGAUCAGGCAUUGCGAGCCAAGCGCAAGAACGUGUAUGCCGAAUUCAAGAGCUCUCUACUCACCAGCGUAGUCACGCAUAAGAUAGACGGCCGCUCAUACACCAUCUGCAACUAUCGUCCUGAACUCCCGCCCCCCAUAGGCAUCUAUCACCCUGUUUUCGCACGUUUCGUGAACAACAUGCGCACAAACGCCGGGACGGCCCCUACAGCCGCAGAGAUCAAGGAAGCGUACAACUUCUGUAGCGCCGCCGCCACAUGGUACAACGACGAAGAUGAUCGCCUGUGGAGCGGCUGCUUGGAGCGGCUGCGCAAACUAGGACUGCUCGAGGUCAGAUACGUCGACGUGGGUGACAAUCGAAUCAAGACCGACGGAUUUACGUGCUCUGCUCGGACGCCAUCUGGUUUCACUACCAUCACCGCAAUCAUGGAGGUGAACGGGGAGAUUGGCGAAGGCGAAGACGAUCCCGCUGUGCGAGCAGAGCGCGCUUACGUCCGUAUCUAUGAUUCUGAUGCGGCAGCCGACAUCCGCGCAGUGAGCUGCUGUCCGGCGCUUCUCCUUGCCCACGCAGGUCCCAACAUCCAAGUGCUUGGCGCUGUCUCCGUCGACCAGAUCAUCAUCGAGCCCCUUACGGACUACAUUUCCCUUCUCCCCCGUCGGUCGCCCGGCAGCGACGCUGUAACCACUGUCGCCCGCCUCUUCCGUUCCCUGCGUCAGGCGCUCGCUGAACUCCACCACCAUUACGCUGGGGUGGUUGCGGCGUUGCCGUCGAUGGGCAGUGUUAUCUGCGAGUCUCCAUGGUUCUGCGCGCCACACUUCACCACCUUCAACCAUCCUGUCCAUGGCGCCAUUACGCUUUCCUACGAGUACCGCCUAGCUUACAGUGCCCAAUACUUCAAAGCCAUCUUCCGAGCAACAGCGACCGUGGCCCGCGACGCAACCACCCAUGACGUCGUGGUCAAGUUCGCACGCACUUACGGCGCCGAGGGGCACACCGUCCUCGCCCGCAAAAACCUCGCCCCAGCGCUGUGGUACUGCGCGUGGGAGGAGAGUGUGGGCUCGUAUGUGGUCGUCAUGGACUUCGUCCGUGGGGUACCACCCGAAAGGCCCCUAUCGGCAGCGCACAAGACGUGUGUGAGCGAAGCAAUGGGAUCCCUUCAUGAUGAAGACAUCGUGCACGGGGACCUGCGGUGGGUGAACCUGAUCGCGGUUCAGGGCACCGAUCGUGUAGUCGUGGUGGACUUCGACUGGUGCGGGAAGGUUGGGACGGCGCGCUACCCGCGCGAUAUCAACAUGGAUCCGAAGAUGGGGUGGGACAAAGGUGUAGGGAGAGGCGAGCUGAUUCAGAAGGCGCAUGACGAGCACCUUGUGAGGCAGCUUACCCCAUCAGUAGGAUGA